AUGAAAUUUAUUGCAAUUUUAUUAUUAGCUUUAUUAGCAAUUGCAACAACAUCUGCAAAUGCUAAUGUUUGUGGUCGUUAUGCUUGUGCUCCAGGACAUUCAUGCAUUUGUGAUAAAGGUGUUUUCAGAUGUGUUUAUCAAUGCAAUGAACUUCAAAUUGUUCAAACUGUAGUAAAUAGAUGGACUGAUGGUUCAGAAGGUCCAAGUGUUCAAGUUCAAGUUCAAAUUAUUAACCAUUCAGGUGUUUCAAUUAAAGAUCUUGUUAUUGCAUCUGCUGUUAAACUAAAUGCCAAUCAAAUCUGGGGUGUUGAUAAAUGUACCUUCAGCAAUGGUAUCACCAUUAUGGAUUUACCAAACUAUCAAAACGGAAUUGCAAAUGGUUCAAGCUAUUCAUUCGGCUAUAUUGCUAAAGGUGAUCAUGCUGCCAAUUUAUAUGUUCAAAAAGUUUACCUU
Molecule: messenger RNA, 453 nt
Organism: Dictyostelium purpureum
Lineage: Eukaryota; Evosea; Eumycetozoa; Dictyosteliales; Dictyosteliaceae
Exons: 2
Biological process (GO): extracellular matrix organization
Cellular component (GO): extracellular matrix
Molecular function (GO): polysaccharide binding; extracellular matrix structural constituent; hydrolase activity, hydrolyzing O-glycosyl compounds
Source: RefSeq, a predicted model, not a curated record